AUGAACCAACUGGUAUCUUCACCAUCCUUCGGCCAAGCCGCCGUUAGGUCCCUCAACUACAUCCGUCCACUCUACGCAGCUCUACCUCUAAUAUCAGCAGGACUCAACGCCGCCUCCAAGCCCGCCACCACCACCGUCCGCAAGUUCAGCAGCUCUCCCGUGCCUAAUAUCAACAGGCUUAAGUCUCCCGCUGCUCCUAUGACGCAACUAUCCUCCGCCGCCAGCGCCUUCGUCCGUAACUUCAGCAGCAACUCCUCUGCUAGUGCUGUUCUCGACAGAUUCCAAAUCACGCCCCAGACUAACUGGGGAGUCCGAAUCGUGCCGGAGAGGAAGGCGUGCGUGGUCGAGCGGUUCGGCAAAUACGUCAAGACUCUGGGGUCGGGGAUUCACUUCCUUGUUCCCGGUGUGGAUCGCAUCGCUUAUGUUCAUUCUCUCAAGGAGGAAGCCAUUCCGAUUGGUAAUCAGUCUGCCAUCACAAAGGAUAACGUCAGCAUCAACAUCGAUGGUGUUCUUUACGUCAAGAUAGUGGACCCUAAACUAGCUUCUUAUGGUGUUGAGAAUCCAGUUUACGCUGUUGUCCAGUUGGCUCAGACUACAAUGCGUAGUGAGCUCGGUAAGAUUACACUUGACAAGACCUUUGAGGAACGAGAUACUCUCAAUGAGAAAAUUGUGGAAGCUAUCAAUGUUGCUGCAAAACAUUGGGGUCUUGAAUGUCUUCGUUAUGAGAUAAAGGAUAUUAUGCCUCCUAAUGGAGUGAAGGUUGCUAUGGAAAUGCAAGCUGAAGCUGAACGUAGAAAGAGAGCCCAGAUUCUUGAGUCUGAAGGAACACGUCAAGCCCAUAUCAACAUAGCUGAUGGUAAGAAAAGUUCUGUAAUCUUGGAAUCAGAAGCUGCAAAGAUGGACCAAGUCAAUCGAGCAUCAGGUGAAGCAGAAGCAAUAUUAGCUAGAGCACAAGCCACAGCCAGGGGUCUGACCUUGUUAUCUCAAUCCAUCAAAGAAACUGGUGGAGUGGAGGCUGCGAGUUUGAGAGUUGCGGAGAAAUACAUUGAAGCUUUUGGCAACAUCGCCAAGGAGGGUACAACAAUGUUGCUUCCGAGUUCUGCUGAAAAUCCUGCAAACAUGAUCGCUCAAGCUUUGACAAUGUACAAAAGUCUCGUCCCCAAGAGUGCUCUCCAAGAAACUUUAGCAUUGGAAUCCUCUGACGUGGUUACCUGAGCUACACAUUUCACUAGAAGCCAUGGUAGCUGAACUAGGAACUCUAAUUAUUUUUUGACCUGUGAAAGCUUUUUCA
Messenger RNA from Brassica oleracea var. oleracea, 1291 nucleotides. Its product is annotated as stomatin-like protein 2, mitochondrial. Bases 1 to 1215 code for a protein of 404 amino acids. The record is from RefSeq and is a predicted model, not a curated record. NCBI's taxonomy places the organism in Eukaryota, Viridiplantae, Streptophyta, Magnoliopsida, Brassicales, Brassicaceae. Gene Ontology annotation, cellular component: membrane. The transcript is spliced from 9 exons.